UUGCAAAUUCAUUAAUCUGUCAUCGUGUUUUCUAUUUGUUAUUAUUUUUUAGCACACGAGUAAUUUAUACGAUUUAAACAAGUAAACACAAAAAACAAUUCCACAAGAUGCGAAAAGAAGUUUUAAAAUACUUGUACAAUCUUGUAUUUUGUCAAACAAUAUCAGACUCUGGGAAAUAUCUAUUCAUUGGUAAUCGUUUUGGUGAUAUAUUCUGCCAAAAAAUUGAAGAUUUCGAAAAUGUUGAAGACGACAAACCCAAAAGCCGUGUUCGCAUCUAUUCCCAAGCAGAAGAACGCUCCAUCGACAGUCUAGCCUUCCACAGGGACUUUUUGAUUGUGGGAACAGCAGGAUAUAUAUAUGGCCUUAAAUGGGAUGAAGAAAACUCGAAAUUGUCUUCCUCCAAGAAAUGGGAAAUCUCAAUUCCGUUGACUGCCGAAUCCUUCGAUUUAGCUGACGUCAAUAGCAUGUGGAUCGACAAACCUAACGAUAUUUUGUAUGCAGGUUGCGGCGAUAAUAACAUGUAUUCGAUCAGUUUGGAAGAUGGCAAGAUCAUUCGAAGUUUCAACAGUCACGAGGACUACAUCCAAUGUGUUCGAGGCUGCAAUGGAAAGGUGUAUACCGCAUCGGAAGAUGGUAGCGUAAGAAUCUGGUCACCUUCAGAUAAGGAAAUCGUUGGCAAGAUUGAACCACACAAAAAUAGUAAACUAGUUAGAUCCGAUCAUGGCAAAUGGAUUGGAGGUUUAGCUGUUUCCUCAGACUGGUUAUUAUGUGGUGGCGGGACAAGACUGUCCCUCUGGCACAUGCGAUCGAUGACUUGUUCAACAGACUACGCCUUCGAAGGAGCUAUCCACUGUACUGACUUUUUAGAUGAGAAUAUUCUGGUAGCUGGAGAACAUCCAUCUGUCCAACACUACACUCUAAACGGCGAGAUUGUAGCUGAUAUUCCAGUUGAGCACACUGCAACUUAUUCAGUUGUUUGGCAAAAUCAACCUGUUAAAUUCAUGUCCAUGGCUGGUUAUAGUAAUAAAUUGCACGUGUUGACCGAUUUUCGAUUUUUAGACAUGUCGGUGGAUUUAUAUGAAGAAGUUGAAGAUGAUUUUUAUACUGAUGAAUAAAAUUUGUUUUUGUUCUUAGGAAAUUUAA
Messenger RNA from Eupeodes corollae, 1143 nucleotides. RefSeq names its product THO complex subunit 6 (gene thoc6). Bases 108 to 1115 code for a protein of 335 amino acids. Gene Ontology annotation, cellular component: transcription export complex; THO complex. Gene Ontology annotation, biological process: mRNA export from nucleus. The transcript is spliced from 2 exons. Gene Ontology annotation, molecular function: protein binding. Lineage: Eukaryota; Metazoa; Arthropoda; Insecta; Diptera; Syrphidae. The record is from RefSeq and is a predicted model, not a curated record.